Callithrix jacchus (white-tufted-ear marmoset) is the source of this 1336-nucleotide messenger RNA. RefSeq names its product mitochondrial ribosomal protein L58 (gene MRPL58). Gene Ontology annotation, biological process: mitochondrial translational termination. Gene Ontology annotation, cellular component: mitochondrial large ribosomal subunit. The record is from RefSeq and is a predicted model, not a curated record. NCBI's taxonomy places the organism in Eukaryota, Metazoa, Chordata, Mammalia, Primates, Cebidae. Gene Ontology annotation, molecular function: translation release factor activity, codon nonspecific; peptidyl-tRNA hydrolase activity.
UGAGUGUUAUUUUUAAUUAAAAUUUAGAACUACCACUCAGACUAGAUUUUUUUUAAAGGAAGAGAAAAAAGAAAGUAGAGCAGAGUAAAGGGGCUGGGAAGCACGGAGCGGGCGGGCGAGAGGUGCCCCAGGCUGGACCGGCAGACCUCGCUGAUGUUUGACCGACGGUGGGCGGUCCAGGCGGGCGGCACAGACUCUGACAGGGAAAGAAGUGGUGUUUCUGGGGGACACGAGAUCGGGGCACUCUUCCCGUAGGAGCUCGCGGUCUGGCUACCGUCUCCCCCAGCCAACCAGGCCUUCCCGAUGCUGCCGGCCCGGGAGCAUCGCCCGGACCCUAGCUUGCCGCCUCCCCUUGGCGGGCCCUAGAAGCUGCGCGGAACCAAAUCUUGAGAGCAGCGCCAGCUUGCGGAGUGCGGGGAGGAAGCGCCUGCCGGAAACAGUCGUAGAGCCCGAGCAUGGCGGCCACCAGGUGUCUACGCUGGGGCCUGAGCCGAGCCGGAGUCUGGAGGCUCCCACCGACCGCAGGGUGCCCACGCCGGGCGCUGCACAAGCAGGUAGACGGCACUGAGUUCAAGAGCAUCUACAGCCUGGACAAGCUCUACCCCGAAUCUCAGGGCUCGGAGACCGCCUGGAGGGUCCCGGAUGGUGCAAAGCAAGCCGACAAUGACAUCCCUCUAGAUCGCUUGACAAUAUCUUAUUGUCGGAGUAGUGGUCCUGGGGGGCAGAAUGUGAACAAAGUGAAUUCCAAGGCGGAAGUCAGGUUCCACUUGGCAACCGCUGACUGGAUCGCAGAGCCUGUGAGGCAGAAGAUAGCCAUCAUGCACAAAAACAAGAUCAACAGGUCAGGAGAGUUGAUCCUCACCUCUGAGAGCAGCCGCUAUCAGUUCCGGAAUCUGGCAGAUUGCCUGCAGAAAAUUCGAGACAUGAUCACUGAGGCCAGCCAGACACCCAAGGAGCCAUCGAAAGAAGAUAAUAAACUUCAGAGACUCAGGAUAGAAAGCAUGAAUCGGGAAAGGCUGAGACAAAAGAGAAUUCAUUCUGCCAUAAAGACAAGCAGGAGGGUCGACAUGGACUGAAAUCACCCUCUGCAGCUGGAAGGCACUUCUGGGCAUCCCGGCAGCUGCAGCUGAGAGGCCUUUCACACCAUAAGGAGAUUUCCUUUUCUCUUGUUGACUGUUAAUGCUUGUUGAUAACAUUGGAGCCAUCACAAGAAUGUUCAUUGGGAAUGAAGGUUGCAGGCACUGGUUGCAAAGGUCUUUCCAGGCAGUCACCAUGUUGUCCAACCUUAAUAAUGCAUCUGAUGUAUUAGCCACAAUAAAACUCAAAACUCAUAGCA